UUGGGGUCCAAAGCUCCAUCUUGUCCAAAACCCAAGUGGUCUGUUCUGGUUUUGAGUGUGAGAGAGAGAGAGAGAGAGAGAGAGAGAGAGAGAGAUUUAAAGCCUUCUCUAUGGGCAUAAAAUUUUCGUGCACAUAGAAAGACUCGAACCCCAAAAGAAGAGAGAGAGAGAGAGAGAGAGAGAGAGAGAGAGAGAGAAGAGAGAAAUCAAAUGGGAGAGGUCCAAGAAAAUCCCAAACUUUUAUGCUCUUUCAAAUCUCCAUGAAACUUAGAGGAAAGCUUACAUUUUCGCAAUCUCUAAUUUAACUCUCUUCGUUUUUUUUUAUGAAACUGGUUCAGGAAGAGAAGAAGCCUGAAGCGGGGGGAGAGGAAACGAAAAUGGAGGAGAAGAAGCCGUCGGGAGAAGAAGAGAAGAAAGAGGAAGAGAAAAAACAGGGAUCAGAAGAGGAAAAAGAAGAUGCUAAGAAGAAAGCCCAGGAAGGAUCUAAAGAUUCUCAGAAAGAUUCCAAAGAAGAUUCUCCUCCUCCGCCUCAAGAGAUCGUCCUCAAGGUUUACAUGCACUGUGAAGGCUGUGCUCGUAAAGUCCGCCGCUGCCUCAAAGGCUUCGAAGAUAAAGGAGUGGAAGAAGUGAAGACGGAUUGUCGAAAGGGAAGAGUGGUGGUGAAGGGGGAGAAGGCAGAUCCGUUGAAAGUGUUGGAGAGAGUCCAACGGAAGACUCACCGCCACGUCGACCUCUUGUCUCCGCUUCCUCCGCCGCCGGAGAAUAAGCCGCCGGCGGUGGAGGACAACCCUAAGCCGCCGGAGGACAAGAAAGAAGAGGCUCCGCCGGUGGUGGUGACGGUGGUUCUCAAAGUUCACAUGCACUGCGAGGCUUGUGCCAUGGAGAUUAAGAAACGUAUCCAAAGGAUGAAAGGUGUUGAAACAGUAGAAGCCGAUCUAAAGAGUUCACAAGUAAAUGUGAGAGGAGUGUUUGAGCCGCAGAAGCUAGUGGAGUACGUCUACAAACGCACCGGCAAACACGCCGUCGUCAUUAAGGUCGACCCUCCGCCCCCGCCGCCCGUUACCGAGCCUCCGACCGCCGCCUCGGAAGGCGACGAGAAGAAGAAAAACGAAGGGGAUGGAGAUAAGAACGAGACCAAGACCGAGGAUGGAAAACCAUCGGACGAGGAAAAGAAAGAAGCGGGAGGCGGCGGGGAGGGAAAACCCGUGGAAAACACGGGUAGCGGGGAAGGAGGCGGCGGUGGCAGUGGGGACGGGGCCGAGGAGGGGAAAGUAGUGGAGGUUAAGAAGAUGGAGAAUCCUUACUACUUCUACUAUUACUAUCCACCGCCGGUGGCGGUCGAGAUGUACGCCUACCCGCCGCAAAUGUUUAGCGACGAGAAUCCGAACGCUUGUUCCGUAAUGUAAUGCGAAGGAAACGCGAAACGCUAGAACGCUAAACGCGGACGUAGAGGGUAAAAUGGUAAUAUUAGGUAAAUUUUGGUUGAUGGGGUUGCGUUGCAGAGGAAAGUGUAAGGAGCAUGUGUGGCCUCUGUCUAAUGUUAUCUGCACACCUUAAAGUGUGACUAUAGACAAAAACUGUCUAAUUUUGAGGUCAUAUAUAUACACAUGCAUGCAUAUAUAUGGUGUAAGUUUUCUUUCAUCAUAUGUAUUUUUAAUGUAUGGUUUAAUAUUUUAAAUAA
Molecule: messenger RNA, 1681 nt
Organism: Tarenaya hassleriana
Lineage: Eukaryota; Viridiplantae; Streptophyta; Magnoliopsida; Brassicales; Cleomaceae
Product: heavy metal-associated isoprenylated plant protein 3-like
Exons: 4
Coding region: 324-1406 (360 amino acids)
Molecular function (GO): metal ion binding
Source: RefSeq, a predicted model, not a curated record